GCUUGCAGGGGACGGGGAGGGUAGAAGUUAAGAAGUCAGCUCUCUCUGCCAUUGUUCUUGUUCUGGAAGUCUGAGAACAGGACGGAGACUGCGCUGGUCGGGUACCGGACGGCGGUCUGUCGUUAUGACGGGCUCCGGUCCGAAGCUCGGGGUGCUUUUGCUGCUGGCGGUUCUGCUGCAGACUGUGGUCGUCACCAUCACCGUGCUGCACUUCACCACGGCUCUCAACUCGAUGAAGGAGACGUUCGCCAGGAGCAGUGUUUCCUGUCUGACGGGCGGCGAACUGAAGAGCAUCACGGCUGUUCGGGGGGAUCCGUGCUGGCAGGUCACUCAGCAGCUUCACCUGCUCAUUGAGAAGUCUCUGUCUCAGCGUUACCAGAAGCAGAUUUCGUCGGCAGUCAGAGAUGAAGUAUCUCGGGUGCUGCCCUCGCUUGUGAUGGUCGACAGGGCUUCGCCCCGCCCCAAAGUCGCGGCCCAUGUCACUGGCAGCUUCGUGCCCCAGCUGGAGCGAGAGGGAGGAGCUCCCGUCUCCGCUGGGCGUCGAGUUCAGGGCCAGAAGAUCUCAUGGUGGGAGGGGCAGAAGGGGCUGGCCUUCCUCCAGGACGUCCAGCUGGUGGACGGGGAGCUGGUGGUGCCGCAGCCCGGCCUCUACUACAUCUACGCCCAGACGUACUUCAGACACACCCACUCCCUGGAGGAGGAGGGCGAGGACGGCGAGGAGGCGGAGGACAGGGGCAGGCCACUGCUGCAGUACGUCUAUAAAAAGGUGAGCUCCUACCCGGUUCCCAUUCUGCUGAUGAAGACGAGCCGAACCUCCUGCUGGUCCCGGGGCUCCCAGUUUUCCCUGCACUCGGCCCACCAGGGGGGGCUGUUCCCGCUCAGCAACGGCGACCGCCUGUUCGUCACGGUGACCAACGCCUCUGCUGUGGACAUGGACGAGAAGAGCAGCUUCUUCGGGGCGUUUCUCAUCAGCUAGACGAUCGCAUGCAGGACUCGGGAAUCGACCAUCACGCUGUUUACGUUUGUGAUGGAUGCAUCUCGUCUCGUAAACAUGGCUGCAGCCUCUAGACUUCUCCUAUUAAUGAAAAAUACUGCAACAGCGAGUCACGGGGAAGGCGGUCCUUCUGUUUUUCAGGAUCACAAACCGAACAAAAUUUUGACAACACUGGUUUCAUGGGUGGAGAAGAGACUGUUAUGGAUUUGUGUGUGUGUGUGUGUGUGUGUGUGUGUGUGUGUGUGUGUGUGUGUGUGUGUGUGUGUGUGUGUGUGUGUGUGUGUGUGUGUGUGUGUGUGUGUGUGUGUGUGUGUGUGUGUGUGUGUGUGUGUGUGUGUGUGUGUGUGUGUGUGUGUGUGUGUGUGUGUGUGCUAAUCAAUCAGUGUAUUAAAGUUAAUAGGGCUUGGAUUUGACAGAGAUUAAAGUUUCUGUUGUAUGAACUUUUCUUUGAGGCAGAAUUCUACGUUUUUUAAAGUCUAAAGUGUGCAGAGCUAAGUGGUCUUGAACAGCUAAGAAAAAAACCUUAUUACAAAAUAUACAAAACAAUAUUCACUCUGUUUUAUGCUUUUGAGCUGACAUUCUGCACACAAAGGCUGAAUUCAGAUGUGAUUUGCCUGGGUAUAUUCUCGCCUGUCCUGUUCCUGGGAUUUUGGGGCUUUUUUUUUUUUUUUUUUAAACAGGGAAUCCUUGAAGCAGUUAGCCUAUACAACCUCAAGUUCUAGCGACCAUCAAGCUAUGUUCAUGGUCAAUAUGGUUUAUUGGUUUUCCAAAUGUUUGACUUUUUAUGUGAUUAGAAUCAGAAAUCAGAAAAUAAUUCAUUGCCGCAGUAGGUUACACCUACAUGGAAUUUGCCUUGGUAAAUGGUGCAUACGUCGACAAACAUUUAACAUUAAUAAGAAAUAAACAAUAAAUACAGAAAUGGAAACAGAAACAAAUAUAUACAAAGGUUUAGGUGAUGAUCUAACAAAGCUAGACUGUAUUUUCAAACUUUAAGUUUUGUUUUAGAUUCAAAGUACUUUAAAUUGCCUCUUAACUCAGCUCUCCAAUUCAAAAACUCAUCUUUAACCGCUCACAGAUUCUGCACAAAGGGGAGCUGUUCUUUUCUCAUUCUAGAAAAAGGAAAGUUGGUAGCAAUUCAGACCUUUGGCAAAACAUUACACUUGAUCCAUCUUAUUGAUUUUAUAGCAAAUGCUUUAAAACUGGGGUCUGCCUCUAAGAAUUGUUUGUGUAAAACUCUUAUCAGCUGAACAUUAGCGAUUAUCUGAGUCCCUGGAUGCGUGUUUGUGUAAAGAUGUAAAUAUUUUGCUAUAUUUUGUGUUUUUAUCUGGGUCUGUAGCUCUCAAUGAACUCCCGUCUUCAUUUUCCCUCAGCGAGAUGUUGAACUUCUGUUUACCGAUCAUGGGCUACUGCUUAACAUUACAAGCCUUUCAGACAGUUAGUUGACAGCUGUGUUGAAAUAUUAAGGGUGUAAGAUCGCCACCUUUUCUUUCACGAGUUUUACAGUGCUCAUUUUAAAACGCUGCUCCUCCACAAAUCUGGCUGUGUGCUUUGAUUUUGUUGGCAGCAGCGCCCGCAGUCUCUCGCUGUGCUGUUGGCUCGUUCAUCUUAAUCGUUCUCCAAACGGUGCAUUGAAAGCUUCCUAAGCGCUUGGUAUUCUCAGGCAUUCAUGUCGUGUUGGAUACGCUGCAGACUUGGAAAACCGUUUGUAAUGAACAGUGCAGCAAAUCCUCUGAUGCUAAAAGACAUGUAAACCAAAAUGAUCCUUUAUAUCUAAAGGAGAGCUGCAUGAAUCAAUGAACAGAACUGAUUGAAGGUUCAUUCAG
Perca fluviatilis (European perch) is the source of this 2817-nucleotide messenger RNA. RefSeq names its product TNF superfamily member 10 (gene tnfsf10). The transcript is spliced from 6 exons. Gene Ontology annotation, cellular component: membrane. Gene Ontology annotation, biological process: immune response. Lineage: Eukaryota; Metazoa; Chordata; Actinopteri; Perciformes; Percidae. The record is from RefSeq and is a predicted model, not a curated record. The coding region runs from base 125 to 976 and encodes 283 amino acids. Gene Ontology annotation, molecular function: tumor necrosis factor receptor binding.